Messenger RNA from Chara braunii, 2299 nucleotides. Lineage: Eukaryota; Viridiplantae; Streptophyta; Charophyceae; Charales; Characeae. The record is from the annotation of a GenBank genome assembly.
GGGAACCAUGUGCGAAGAGGACCGGGGAGAUGUAGCAUAUCCUCGCCAGCAAGGGGGCGAAGAUCGAUUGCCCCAUCACACGAAGAAUGAUACAGCUGUACCGAUUGGAAAACAACAUUGCUGACGGAGCAGAUCCACAACCGGUGUUAGAGCACGUCGACACGGACAAUUUGGCAGAGUUUAUGUUGCCUCCAACUGCUCCCGGUAGAGAGGCCAUCGACGACAGUCGGGACGGUCUCGGCAUGGUGACGGAUGACAGACACGUCGGGCGUGAGAGAGCGGAAGACCGGUCAGGCAGCGAAUCAGCGACCCAAAGGCCAUCCGCGAACUUGAAGCAAGCUUCUAUUAGACGUUGGACUGAGAACUCAUCGCAGCAGCGCUUGGACAUCGCCUGGGGGUUCCACUUGUACGAGCAUGGGGCUCCAUUCAACUACGUCACGGGGGAGAAGACACAGGAGCUGCAUGAACUGUACUUGGAGCUAAGGGAGAAGAAACAGAGAGUGAAGAUGCCCAAUAGAAUGCAGAUGGCGACGGUGGUCCUCGACGUCGCGUACGAGCGGACGCGAGAGGCGAUGAGGCCGGUCAUGGAGACAUGGGAUAUCACUGGGUGCACACUCAUCACGGAUGGGUGCACGGAUCGCAAGUUCCGGCCCGUCAUGAACUUCAUUGCUGCUGGCGAGGCCGGAGCAGUAUUGCUGAAGGUUGUCGACAUGUCGAAGAGGAAGAAGACAGCGAUUGCGUUGGCGAAAUUAUGGGAGGGUGUGAUCCGCGAGAUUGGAGUGCACAGAGUGAACGCUUUGUGCACGAACAACGCGGAGGUCAACAAACAUGCAGCCAGAUUGUUGAGGCGGCGAACAGAUCGAAGCAUUUCACGGAUUCCGUGGGUUCCGUGCGCCACACAUUGCCUGAACUUGCUUCUUAAGGGGAUCAGCGACGAGCCAUGGGUCUAUGACCUCUACAAGAGGGGCAAGACGAUAGUGAAGUGUAUCUGGAAUCAUCACAAGACGACGCAGUUGUUCCUUGACUGCUCGGAGAUGGAGAGGACGAGGACACUCAUCAUGCCCACGGAGGUGCGCUUCGCCUCGGUGUACAUGAUGUUGGAGAGGCUGCUAGACAGGAAGAAGGUUUUGAAGGCAAUGAUGGUAGGAGGGUGGUUGGACGUGAAGUGGGCUUCGAGAAAGAAGCGCACCACUGCUGACACAGUCUACAUGACUGUCCGCUCUGAUGAUUGGUGGAGGGAGGUGGAGGCAGCAAUGGAUGUGAUGUCCCCAGUCCAUGAUCUCUUGCGAAAGAUGGACAAGAGCGGCACUGCCCCAUAUUCACUGUGGGGCUUUGAGGAGGCGUUGAUAAAGAAGAUUGCCGCCAUUCCCAGCUUGACACCUGCGCGGCGGGAGUCCAUCGCGAAGAAGGUGGGGAGGCGCUGCAAAAUGAUGCGCCAGCCAGUGCACGCAGCGAACUCCGUCUUCAAUCCAUCCAAGCGGGACCCUCGCUGGAUGAACGACCCCAAGUCCCCGCUUUUGCAAAAUGCCAUGAACUUUCUGUUGUCACAAUGCGAAGACGGGGCGACAUGGGGUGAAGAAGAGGAAGGCGGGGGGCUUCAUCGACAUGUGGGCCGACUUCUUUGGUGUAGAUGCACCUCCACAGUUCCAGAUCCUGAUAUUCUUCCCGACGACGUGCAGCCAACAGCGGACGAGGUGGCUCGGAGGGAUUGUCUGAGGAAAGCUCCUCAAGGGAGGAUUCCGAAGGUCGGGAGGGUGGACGACUCCAACGCUAGCGACAACAGCGAUGAUGGCGAGGAUUUGGUUUGGAGGGGGAAAGGGAAGCAAAGUAAAGAGAAGAAGUCCCCGGCAGCUCCGGCCGAUGCGAAGGGUAAAGCGUGGGCGGAAGAAGAAGAGUACGGAGAGGACGAAGAAGAGGAGGAUCGGGAUAAGGACAUGGAUUUUGGUCUGCGCUCGGAUGUGGAGUCAGAUCACGACUUCGAUGACGACCACGACGAGGACGCAGACGCUCUGACAUUGAGACCGGAAACAGGUCACUUUGAUAGUGACCUCGAGUUCUUGGUACCUCGAAAUAGAGACAGAGAACUUCCCGCACAUGAUGACGAUGAGGCGGAUAGAGCGAUGGCACAAGCGCUUGCGAAGAGAGAUCGCGUCAUUGUGAAUCAGCGUAUCGAGGAGGAUGCAGCGAGACGUGUUGCUGUUUACUGACGGACUGGGGAGAAAGGAACGGAGGAAAUCGGGGGAGGAUCAGGCGGGGAAGGAUGCGGGGCAGCAGUCGGAGUUGCGCCAGCUGUGGCCAA